Geosmithia morbida is the source of this 6063-nucleotide messenger RNA. Its product is annotated as DEP domain-containing protein 5. The record is from RefSeq and is a predicted model, not a curated record. Gene Ontology annotation, molecular function: GTPase activator activity. Bases 1 to 6063 code for a protein of 2020 amino acids. Gene Ontology annotation, biological process: positive regulation of autophagy; intracellular signal transduction; negative regulation of TORC1 signaling. The transcript is spliced from 2 exons. NCBI's taxonomy places the organism in Eukaryota, Fungi, Ascomycota, Sordariomycetes, Hypocreales, Bionectriaceae. Gene Ontology annotation, cellular component: GATOR1 complex.
AUGACGCGCCACCAUCAUGGGACGCCGGGCCAGGGCCCUCGCAGAGGCCACCAGUGGUCUCGCCUGCGGCACUACGACACCAUCGCGUCAUCACCAUCUUCGUCCAGGCCCGACCGACCCUUGUCCAUCACCACCGACUCAGCUUCGUCGCCCAGGAGCGAGUCGACGCACUCGACCGUGAAGGAGUCGCACCACCAUCACCACCACCACCACCACCAUGGUCACCACGGCCACCACCGCCAGCCCCGCGAGCGAUACUGCACUAUCGUCGUCAAUGAUGGAUACCUCAAGGAUGACGUCCUCGUCAACUUUGACCGCCUGGGAUCCGACUUCGAGCCCGGUUCGCUCCUGGCCAUCACCGCCAUCAAGGGCGAUCCGUCCACGGCCUACACUGGCCUUCACAAGUCGACCGUCACCGGAGGCUCUAGGCCCGAAAGCGGAUAUGGAUUCCCCGAAAAGGACGUGUACUGCUACCGUUACGUCUUUGUCUCGUCAGAGAUGCCCAAGGACGUCAAGGCCCGCCAUCCCGAUGUCGACAUCAGCAUACCCAAACACAUUGCCGAUGCCUUUGGCAUGAGGAAAAGCUCACAUGUCUUGCUGAGUCCGAUUGACGAGGACAACCCCGCCAUCAAGGCGACGCACGUCGAGCUCCUGUUCAAGGACCAGUACCUCUCGCGUUCCGACCUCUGGAGGAUGACGGUGGGCGAGCUCACGCAGCGCUCCCUCUACAAGGGCCAGUCCAUCCUCUUCAUGGGCACCAUAAAGGCCCAAGUCUCGGCCAUCUUCGUCGGUGGGCGCCGCGUCCACUCGGGCUUCUUCACCAGGGACACGCGGCCCAUCUUCCGCAGCGAGUCGGCUAGGUUCACAAUCUUCAUCCAGAUGGCCCGCGAGAUGUGGGACUUCGAUUCGGAGAAUUCGGGUGAGAUCAUGUUCAACAAGGCUGUCAACGGUUUUUUGCCCGCCCUGUUCAAGAGAUGGGCCUCCCUUAAAGCAAAGCAUCUCGUCAGCAUAGUCCUGUUCGCGCGCGUAGAGUAUGACACCGGUCUGGCCACGGACCUCGCCUCCAACGUCCUCGCCGACGACUUUUACACCGGUAUCCAGCCCACGGGCGCUAGGAGGCCCUACAAGGACUUUUACCGCGUCGUCGUCAGCGACAUGGCUAGCAACGAGUGGACCACAAUCCUCCACCAGCUCAAGAAGGAGUUUAGCUACUUCCGCCGAGAUUUUAGUCUGCAUCAUCAGCGAGUGCGCCAGUGCUUCGAACAGCAGGGCGAGGACGGUGACGCUCCCCAGGACAUACCUACCAACCGUGUCAAGGCAGAGACCUCCCUGGCCAUGUACGGGAACGUUCUCGAGGCCAUCCAACUGGCCUCGACCCAGUUUUCGUACGACUACAUUGACCGAGACCUGACCCGCACCGGCAUAUCCAUCAUCGUCAUCACACCCGGCCCGGGAGUCUUCGAGGUCGAUUACGAGACGCUGCGGCGGACAACGGAAGCCAUGGUCGGCAACGGCAUAGGCAUCGACCUCAUUUGCCUGCCGAGGAUGCCGCUGCACUCGGUGCCCCUCUUCAAGUACCGGAACCCCCAGUUCUCCUCCUCCAACGACAGGGGCGGCGGUCACAGCCGCCAGGCCAACCUGUCCAAGUCCUAUCAGAGCCGGGACAGUACCCCGGCCUACCACACCCCUGUUGUCGGGAGCUUCCAGUCCAUGUCCGAGUCCUUCUCUCCCUCCAAGUCGUCCAGCCUUGCGAAGCACGGCGACUCACCCAUCUCGAGCAUGAGAUCCAACGAGGAGUGGUGCUUCGCCCUUCCGCACUGGGUGCACGUGUCCUUCUGGACUGGCGCGUCCGAGGAGGCCCUGUCCUAUGCAGGCAUAGCACUGUCCGUGUCGAACGAGGUCCAGCGCGACGAUGAGGACGAGUUCACCAUCCGCUGCCGCAUGUACGACCUGCAGAUGAGGAGCGUGCUCGAGACUAACGAGAUCGAGACCCAACCACUCCAGGCCGACCCCAACUUCCCCACUCAGGCCCUCGAGCCGCUCUCUCCCAAACUGCGCCGCACCGGUCCUGCCCUCGACAACUCCCCCAUAUACCUCGCCAAUCGCCGCAUCCCGGAUACCCUCUUCGAUCACGUCUACGGGUUCCAGCGGUUCAAUCCCGACAGGCUCGUCAGGCCCGGGGAGCCGUCUCUGUGGAAGCAGCUCAAGGAGUUCGAUGACACCAGAGCCCGACUGCCACGGAUCAAACGUCUGCCCCGCCCAUCCAGGUUGGCGGACGACAUCGAGGACGCGACGAGGCGGCAACUUACCGAGGAGUCCAAGCUCUUUGGCACUUCGCUCCCAGACACCAAGGUGAAGAGUACCUUGCGGCCCGGUAGGAAGUUCUCUACCACCCUGGCCGAGCUGGACAGGCCCAUCGUCGCGCAGGAAUCGACGAAUGCGACGGCACGACCUCGAAACUCCUCCAAUGCUGCUAACUCCAGAAUGCCGCCAUCCCCGACCAAGAAGCCCAAGAUCAUGCGCCAGAUCAGCCUUGGCCAGCGCGGCUUCGGAAUCUCCGCAGCAAAAGCCACCGUGGCCGAGGUCAAGGUGGAGAGCGUCAACGCGUCAGACAGGUCGACGGCAGAGAACAGAUCGGUGGCGGGUCCCCUGUCGCGGCUGGGCUCCUCGUCGCCAAAGACGAUUGCGAGCCGGUCGUCGUCGAUAUCGGUCAAGGCACAGAUGAAGGAGAAGGGCAGCCUUGCCCCCGGCGGGCUCAGAACGUUGGAGGACAUAGCAUCGACCCCGAGCAUCCCCAUCACGACCAAGGCCGGCCAGUCCCGUCCCGACGCAGCUGCUGACGACGAUGAUGAUGGAUACGGGUUGACGGUCAAGCCAGCCCCCGCGCUGGCGUUCCGUGGAAGCAAGCGGCCGGAUAACCGGGACGUGGAGCACUCGGAUACGCUGCGUGCAGAGGAUGCGCAGAGGGUGUACACCAACAAGCUGCGGGCCGGCGUGUUCCCGGACCUACCGACGAAUUUGUCUCCAACGACGGCCAUCACGCCGUGGCUGACGCUGCUCAACCCGUCCAACCCGGAGAAGAGCCGGAUAGACGACACGGCACUAUAUAGCAGGUGGCAGCACGUCUUUCCCGAGACGUCGGAGAUGAAAGUUCAGAAGUGGAAGGCGCUGUGCUGUCCGGCGUCGGUGCCGCUGACGACUGAGUAUUUCCCGACGAAGUCGCAGUUUGAUGCCGAGUACCAGCGACACCCGUAUAACGUGGACCAGAACCCGGACGAUGACCUUUCCGACGGACCGAGAACGCGCCAGAAGUUCAUGAUGGACCUGAUCGGCCUGCGCUUCUCCCAGGGCUUUCAGGUGGUGGUGGGGCCGGCCGUGGCCAAAGCCUUUGGGCAAAAGGUGAUGAAGAUUGCCGACAUCCUGUCGCGCGACCAGCCCCUCGAGGACGGCACCAGCGUCUUCAUGUCCAUGGGCAACACGAUCCACGAGCUUUCGUGCGUCAACGGCACGGAGGUGGAGAUCAACAUCCACGUGCGCAAGCCGCCUAUCUCGACGUCGUCAGGCCCGCAAAGUGGCGGCCUCCCGUCGUCCACGUCCGCGUACAGGCCGGCCAUCCGCACCCUCCUCGAUGACAGCUACAGGACGCGGCACAUUGACAUAUGGUCGGCUAACCAGGAGCGCAACUGGAACACCAUAGACACUUUCUUGGCGGGACACCAUGAUGAGAUGAUGGAGUCGCUGCGCUUCUGGAGGGCACGCUUCGUGCUCAUCCCCCUGCUGUCCAAGACAUACUCCAACACCAAACCCCAGUCGGGCGACAACCCGGAGGAGGUGCGCAUCGAGGGCAUCAAGAAGCUGGCCCGCCUGUGGCAGAAGCAUCGGUACGUGCCUCCGUCGGAGCGGCGAUAUCUAUCGACGGGCGAUGGCGGCGGCGGCGGCGGCGGCGGCGGUCACAAUAACCAAAACAGCGGCCACCACAGGCGCCGUGCCGCCAACCCGAGCCCCCUCGAUAUCGUAUACAAGACCGAAGACCCGUCGGUCGUGGUCUCAGCCGAGCUCGAGACGCUACCUUUUCUCGAAGCUGGCGCCACCGGUAAGGGCUAUCUCGUCAACAGCCUGGAGCGGUUCAAGAAGUCCACGGUGAACAGCAAUCUGGCCGCACUGGCCGAGGCCAUGCAGCAGCCUGUGGAACAGGGGGGCGUGCCGCUGCGCAACAGGAGGUGGCAUCUGCGUCUGCAUCAGAACUCGUUCAUCGGAUCCGACAUGACGACGUGGCUGCUCAACAACUUUGAGGACCUGGAAGGCCGCGACGACGCCGAGGCCCUCGGAAACCGCCUCAUGGUGGUCUACGACGACGACGGUAAGCCUAGCGAGGGAGGUCUGUUCGUCCACGUCGAGAAGCGCCACCAGUUCCGUGACGGAAACUACUUCUACCAAUUCGCCGGAGAGUACGCCAAGCCGUUGCCCGGGUGGUUUGGCUCCCGCCGGAAAGAGCCCCCAACCGUUCCCGCGACACCGGUGGCGGAACAGAACCCGGGACAGAGUCAGACUCAGAGCCAGGGCGGAUGCAGCGGCACCGCCGCCGCCUGGGACUCGCCCAGGCUCGGGCCCGGACAGGCAUCCACCGCGGGCGAGGACAGGUCGCCCACCUCCUCGUCGCGGACACCGACCAUGUCAGCCGUGAGGGAGAACAGCAAACGCAGCGUACCGCCCGCGGCCGCGGCCGCGGCCGGUAACGUCAGGAGGCCGCGUGUCGACCUCAGCAAGGUGAUACGGUACGACGUGGACCACCGCAAGAAGUCGUACCGGCCAGAGCACGUGCACCUGCACUACGACCGGCUGCACAACCCGGACAACUGCUAUCACAUCCGCAUCGAGUGGAUGAACGCCACGUCCAAGCUAAUCGAGGACGCUGUCGAGUCGUGGGCCCGCGAGGCAGGCCAGUACGGCCUCCGGCUGGUCGAGGUACCGAUCCGCGAGGCGGCAGCCAUAGGCGACACCAACCCGUUCCGCAAGCCCUUCGAGAUCAAGCUGGCCGUGCCGCCACCGUCGCUCGAGCCCCCCUUCGCCUCGGCCUCGUCAUCGGCCCCGCCGCUCUACGACCCCACCAUGUCCCCCCACAGCAACAGGCAAUACUACCAGAUCGCCCUGCUGCGGCGCUUCGACUUCGUCCUCGACCUGGAGGCCGCGCGCGGCUUCCCCUCGACCGUCGACGUCAACUACUCGUGGGGCAAGCCCGACUACAGGUACACGCAGUUCAUCCACCGCACCGGCGUCGUCGUCGCCCAGAUAACUGACGACGGCACCAUCCUCGUCCUGGCCAACCGUCUCUACAACAACCGCGCCUCCAACACCCGCGACCAGAUCCGCAUGCACCCUGCCGGCCCCGACCAGCCCCACCUCGCCGCCUCCCGUCUCAUCUCCACCGGAUCCCUCAGCAGCCCCGCCCCCCCUGCUCCCACUGCUCCCACUGCUCCUCCUGCUCCUCCUGCUCCCCCCGCCUAUGCUCCCGCAGACACGACGCCGAUGUCGUCCCCCAUGAUGAAGGCCGCAUACGCCAUGUCCCCCUCCCUGAAGCCCACAGCCUCGGCCAUCCCGCCCACCCCUGCGGAUGCGGACUCCCUAGCCAUAAAAGACGACCUCCUGGCCUUCUGCAGCGACCCCGUCGCCCUGGAGGAAUUCUACAGGGACACCCUCGAGCGCGGCGCCGCCCCUCCCCCCAUCGCACCUGCCACCCCCACAAGCACCAACCUGUCUGCUUCUGCCGUCGCCGUCGCCGCCGCCCAUCUCGACGCCGUCCCGGAAGCUAGUAUACCUACCCUCGGUCUACCACCCGGUAUACUCGACAAUAGCAACAGCAACAACAGUCCCAGCAUCUGGCCGGGACCGCCAUCAGCAUCAGUGUCGGGGGGUGGCGCCUUGGCUGCCGCAGCAGCAGCAGCAAUGGGCUCCACAUCCGGUAUGAGGAUGGGCAGUCCCAUGUCCUUUGUGAGGAGGGGUAGUGUCCAGGCUGAACAUAGUAGUCUCGGUCCAGGCACUCCAAAGUCCUUCCAAGGAAAGUGA